UAGAGGGAAAGAAUUCAUCACCUCAAUAGUGCUCUCUCUCAACACUUCAAUUUUCUUUAAAGAAGAAUUGUUACAACCUUGUAAUAUUACCUCAUAGUGUCGACAUGGUUUGUCUCAAGGAUCCAUUGGUUAAAAAAAUCUGUGAGUUUUACGAGAAAAUUUCUAGGCUAGACAGCCUCGAACCCUCCGAAGAUGUCAACACGCUGCUCACAGAGCUCGUUCUCACGUGCAUGCCACCGUAUCAAAUUGAUUGCACAAAAUUGUGCAAGAAAAUUCAAGAAAUUAGGUCCGAACUCAUUAGACUUUGUGGAGAAGCAGAAGGGCUCCUUGAAAAACACUAUUCAACUAUCUUAGGAUCAUUUGAUAAUCCUAUCGAGCAUCUCGACAUCUUUCCCUAUUUCUCGAAUUACCUUAAACUAAGCCUACUCGAAUUCAACAUCCUUAGCCAACACAUCAAGGAUGUCCCAAGUCGUGUUGCGUUCGUGGGAUCAGGUCCCCUACCCCUUACCUCUAUCGUAUUGGCCUCGAAUCACAUGACUUCCACCACUUUCCACAACUACGACAUCGACUCAUCGGCCAAUUCCAUGGCGUCCCGCCUCAUGAAAUCCGAUCUCGACUUAUCCAAACGAAUGAUAUUCCAUACUACGGAUAUCAUGAAUGUUACAAGUGCUCUCAAGGACUAUGACGUCGUUUUCUUGGCAGCCCUUGUUGGUAUGAACAAGGAUGAAAAGGUUCGAGUACUGGAGCAUUUGAACAAACACAUGGCUCCGGGGGCGCUUUUGAUGCUUAGAAGCGCCCACGGCGCGCGUGCUUUUUUAUAUCCGGUCGUUGAUCCUUGUGAUCUCCAAGGAUUCGAGGUUCUUUCAGUGUUUCAUCCGACAGACGAGGUUAUCAAUUCUGUGGUCAUUGCUCGUAAGUCUCCAUUUUCUAUGAAUUCAUCAAUCGAUCACGGAUUUGGGCCAUUAAUGCUUUGCAGCAAAUGUGCUGAGAUUCAAGUUUUCAAUCCCCUAAGCCAGAUGACAAUGAUUGAGGAAUUGGUAGCCGAGGAGCAUCAUUGUUGAAGAGUCUUCACUCUCUAGAUCUCUUUCACUAUAUUUAUAUCUGACACAGAACUUAAUUUGAAUCCUUUCAUUGUUUUCCAUAUAUUGUUGCAUGCUAAUACACUAGCAAAAUGAAUGCAUUUGUGAUUUUUUUUUC
Molecule: messenger RNA, 1197 nt
Organism: Olea europaea var. sylvestris
Lineage: Eukaryota; Viridiplantae; Streptophyta; Magnoliopsida; Lamiales; Oleaceae
Product: nicotianamine synthase-like
Exons: 1
Coding region: 105-1061 (318 amino acids)
Biological process (GO): nicotianamine biosynthetic process
Molecular function (GO): nicotianamine synthase activity
Source: RefSeq, a predicted model, not a curated record